CAGGCCGUACAGUUUCAGCGUGUGCAUGUAGGCAUGCAUUCAUUAACCAAAUGUACAUGAGAAGCGUUCCCUUAUUGUUAGAGCUUAUAGUAAGGAAGAGCUUGUCGGCGGGUUGUACAAUUAGACGUAAAUCAGCAUGUUUGACAAGGUGCUGCUUCCCCUCGUUGUGCUGGUUGCAGCAGUGUUGUACAUGAGAAGCGGUCAGAACCUAACAUACAGCGUAGAGGAUCCCGAUGAUGUCUACGAUUAUAUUAUUGGAGGUGGAGGGACGGCAGGAUGUGUGCUCGCUAACCGUCUAUCUGAGGACCCUGAUGUGAAAGUACUGCUAGUGGAGGCCGGUGGGGUGCCUGAGGGUAACAAGGGCAUAGACCAACCAGCUUCGUUUGCGCUUCUGUUAAACACGGAGUUGGACUGGCGUUUUAGGACAGUGCCGCAAAAAUUCUCAUGCCAGGCCUGCGAGAACAAGCAAAGUAUGUGGCCAAGAGGAAAGAUACUUGGAGGCACCAGCUGUAUAAACGCUAUGGUUUAUAUCCGCGGCUCUCCCGAAGUUUACAACAAGUGGGAAAAGAUGGGAGCAGUGGGAUGGAGUUAUGAAAACGUACUUCCGUACUUUAAAAAGUCCGAGGACAUACAGAUACCUGAACUAAAGGACUCGGAGUACCAUGGUGUUGGUGGACCUCUUACUAUCACACAAUCCACCUACACGGAACUUGGGGAUUUGUUUCUAGAUGCGGCGCGGGAAUUAGGAUAUAGAGUUGGUGAUGUGAAUGGAGAAAAUCCUUAUGGAGUGAUGAAGUCACAGGCAAACAUCAGAGAUGGCGCCCGCGCACAUACUGCCAAGGUUUUCCUUAAACCUGCCAUAAACAGACCAAAUCUACACGUCAUGACCCGUGCCCACGUGACCAAGGUGAUGUUCGAGGGAAAGAGGGCGGUAGGCUUGCAGUUUAUACAUGGUGCCGAGAAGAAACAAGCGAGAGCGUCUCGGGAAGUAAUUCUCUCUGCUGGAACUAUCGGCUCUCCCCACAUCCUCCUCUUGUCUGGCGUUGGUCCAAAAGAGCAACUCAACCAGUUAAAUAUACCACAAGUCGCUGACCUACCAGUUGGAAAACAUUUGCAAGACCAUCUUUUCACACACUAUCCAGAAUUCUUCGUCGAUAAAAACAUUUCAGUUACAAAGUCAGACGUGCUGAAUUUCAAGGCCAGCGCUAAAUGGGAUUUGUUGGGAAAAGGCCCUCUAUCCACCAAUAGCGUAGAGGCGGUUGGCUUCUUCAAUACGGCCGGCCUGGAGAAUAAAGGCAUGCCUCCAGAUAUGCAGCUGGCCUUAUCCAGCGCUGGAAGUGGAUCGAUGAAUGCAAAUGUUACAUAUAACGUGCUGGGAUAUGAUAAAAAGUUAUCAAGGACGCUAACUAUGCGCGCCCAAGAGGACCGCCAUCUUUUCUCGUUGCUAUCAAUUUUUGUGCAACCU
Molecule: messenger RNA, 1465 nt
Organism: Priapulus caudatus
Lineage: Eukaryota; Metazoa; Priapulida; Priapulimorpha; Priapulimorphida; Priapulidae
Product: glucose dehydrogenase [FAD, quinone]-like
Exons: 9
Molecular function (GO): flavin adenine dinucleotide binding; oxidoreductase activity, acting on CH-OH group of donors
Source: RefSeq, a predicted model, not a curated record